Molecule: messenger RNA, 2493 nt
Organism: Acanthamoeba castellanii str. Neff
Lineage: Eukaryota; Discosea; Longamoebia; Acanthamoebidae
Product: FHA domain containing protein
Exons: 11
Coding region: 1-2493 (830 amino acids)
Biological process (GO): positive regulation of transcription by RNA polymerase II
Cellular component (GO): NSL complex; Ino80 complex; MLL1 complex
Molecular function (GO): protein binding; G-quadruplex RNA binding
Source: RefSeq, a predicted model, not a curated record
AUGGACACCAGCUCCGGCGGGGUGCCGUCGUCGAGCUACUACCACUACCGCCUGAGUUCAUCGACGCCCAUCCCCUCUUCUUCGCCUUCUUCAACCACCUCCAUGCCCAUGUACAGCGGCGGCUCGUCGUCGCCCUACAUUCCAGCCAACGCCACCUCCUCCUCGAGCCCGCACCUCUCGUCGCCGCCCUCGUCCUACACCGCGCCCUCGUCCAGCGCGUCGUCGCCCAUGUACGGCGGCAUGUCGUCGUCAUCCCCUCACCUCCCUGCCUACGCCACGUCACCACCGUCGUCGUCGAUGCCCUAUAGCCACGCGGUCUACGGCUCGUCGGCCAGCUCGCGCUCGUCGGCGGCGUCGCCCUAUCCGCCCUAUCCCACGCCGCACCCGGCAUACGCCAGCGGUUCCUCCGGGUCGUCGCCGGCGCCGCCGCCCAUGUCGGCCUACGUGCAGUCGCCGUCGUUCUCCUACCAGCCGCGCCCGGCGUCGGCACCGAUCGUGCCGCCGCACGCGCAGCCGGGGGGCAGCUACGCCCACUACUACUCGUCGUUCCGCGCGCCCAUGGGCUCUUCUUCGUCGCUUUCGCUCUCCGCGCCGGCCUACUCCAUGACGUACGCGCCUUCGUCUUCAUCAUCACCUUCGCCGUUCCCGCCGUCGUCAUCGAUGUCGGCAACGACCUACGGCGGCGGCUACGGCCCGUCAUCGACGACCGGUGCAGCUCCGCCACCGCCGGCGGCGUCGAGCUACUACUCGCCCUACGCCGCAGGACCGCCGUCCGCGUCAUCAUCGUCGCCCGGCUACGGCUAUGCUGCGUCGUCCUACGCGUCCCCGGGUAACAACCCGUCCACGCCAUCAUCGUCGACCCACACCUACCCGCCGUACUACUACGCCAGCUACUCGCCCUACCCGCUCUCCGCCUCGACGCCCUCCCCGUCGCGCCACACCUACCCAUCGCAGCCGUCGCACGCGCAGCCGUCGCCGAGCGAUCCGGCCCACGGCGUAGUGCCACUGGGGCCAUCGUCGCUAUCAUUGCCAGCGCCAGCAUCAGCUUCGGUCGCGUCAGUCUCGGCGACAUCAAGCAAUACCUGCGACUUUGGCGAUCCGAUGAGCAUCGCGCUGCGACGACUCAGCAGCAGCAGCGGCCACAACGGCGGACAUCGCCGCAGCGGUCGGGCGCAGAGAUUCCGCUGCCCCAAUUGGAGGCUGUCGCCUAGAAUGCCAUCGCCGCCGCCCUCGUCAGGCAGCGAACCAUCAACCGGUGUGCCGCCCGCUGCCACUGCCCCUGCCACUGACACCGGCAGUGCGCCGCAGUCGGUUCAGCGGAUCAAGCGCGAGGCGGCGCACGGACCCGACGGCAGCGCACCAAAGGCGCCGAGGAAGCGCACCACCAAUUCGCUCGUCAAGUCGCUGAGCGAGGCCAGGAACGGAAAGCCACGGGCCAACACCACCGCCAUCGCCGGCACCGGUGUGGUACCGCACGGUGCCGGCAAUGGUGAGGACAGCGACAACGACGUCGGCGGCUGCGGCGAGGACUUCACCAUGGUGCACGAGUGGACCGACAUCGAUGAUGCCAUCCUGCUCGCCGCCAUCCAAGCUUCGUCUUCGAUCGAAGACGUGGUGCGGAAGGGGUACUUGACGAACCACUUCACGGCCGAGGAGAUCAAGGCCCGCUGGCACGCGAUCCUCUACGACCAGCCCACCGCCGAGGCGUGCGCUGCCCGGCUGGCCGAGAUCGAGUUUGACCUGCCGCUGUUGGCCUACUUGGAGCAACGGCCACCGCACGUGGCCAGCCCGGAUAAGCCCCACGAGCUCCCGCCCGCAGAGGUGAAAAAUACGGCAGAGGUCGACGCCUCGUCUCACGCGCCUCCGGGAACUUUCGCAACGGCCUCUUCUGCCUCCACCUCUGCCUCCACCUCCACCUCUGUUCCUAUCUCCUUUACAACUGAAGAAUUGGACGGGCUCCGCUUUUCCGAGAUGGAGGCGAAGCUGCUGGCGGCCGUGCCUCACUCCACCCUCGAUUUCUUCAGCCGCAUCGCCCGCAAGGAAGCCUACUGGCGGGAGGGAGAGCGGGUGCAGGAUCAGAUCCUGCGGGUGGAGAACGAGCUGAAGCUGAUCACAGAGAAGAAGCUCAAGAUGCUGGCCCUCCUGCGCGGUCGCUACCUCCGCUACGAAAUGAAGAGCAAAGAGAUCGUGCUGGGCCGCACGGCCGGCGAUGCGGUCGUGGAUGUGGAUCUCUCCGAGGAGGGCGACGCAGCGAAGAUAUCACGACGACAGGCGGUGAUCAAGCUGAAGCGGGACGGGGAGUUCUAUGUGCACAACGUGGGGCGAGCCACCAUCUUCGUCAACGGGCGAUCCGUUCCCACCGGGAAGCGAAUGCGCCUCACGCACUGUUGUCUCGUCGAGAUAGCGUUCAUCUUCGAAAUCAAUCGCUCCCUGCACGCCAAGCUCAAGGCGGGCCUCACGGCCAUCACCACCAGCAUCGGCGCCGCCACUUGA